Papaver somniferum (opium poppy) is the source of this 1306-nucleotide messenger RNA. RefSeq lists its product as uncharacterized. The transcript is spliced from 3 exons. Bases 309 to 1013 code for a protein of 234 amino acids. NCBI's taxonomy places the organism in Eukaryota, Viridiplantae, Streptophyta, Magnoliopsida, Ranunculales, Papaveraceae. The record is from RefSeq and is a predicted model, not a curated record.
CAACCAUCGUCAUAAUUUCCCUGUAUGGACUAUGGCGUUGGACCUGGUGACGGUGAGAGUUGAUAUUCAUUUUACACACAACCGAAAACCCUUGAUAGGAAUUCUGCCUCUCUCUCUCACGUCUCAACUAAUUGGGUACCAGUGAACACUCAAUUAUAGCUGAAUCGUCUCUUGGUCCUUUGUUUCGAUCUCAUUGGGUAAAAGUUACUGACCUUCUUCACAGAUUUUACCAAUUUUUGUCUACUCCUAAAAAAGAAACCCAAUUUCCUUUCGAUAAAUUAAAGUUUCUUAGAUCUGAAUAAGCAAGCAUGAGGGGGCUAAAUUUAAAUGAAAUGGAGAGUUUCAGUGCAAAAGAUGUAUCAACGAUCGGUGGUAUAGCAACUGUUUCUCUUCUUCACUCCUUCAUUCCGACUCAUUGGUUGCCUUUCUCCAUUGUUGGUCGUGCUCAGAAAUGGACUCUUUCCAGGACUCUUAUCGUUACUGCAUUUGGAGCAGUUUUGCAUGUUCUUUCAACUUCACUUCUUGGUAUAACAGCGAUAACUAUGGCGAAUACCAUUGCGAGUGAAGACACAGUGCAUAAACUUGCUUCUCUUUUGCUUGUUAUUCUUGGGGGUAGUUACAUUUUGCUGUAUUUACGUGGAAAGGGUGGACACUGUCACGCACACAAUCCUCCCAUGGAGAAAAUGGCUGUAGCUGGUCUUGUCCUUGUUCCUGCAUUGUCACCCUGUGCAACCACACUUCCAGUAUUUCUCGCAGUUGGAAACUCAUCCUCCAUGAUGGUACUCGCCAUCAUCGUGCUGCUAUUUAGCACUAUAACCGUGAUGACCUCGCUGGUAGCUUUGUCAUUCUAUGGCGCUAGUCAGCUAAAGUUUCACUGGGUAGAGCGUUACGACAAGCUUCUUGUAGGGUCUGUACUCUGUUUAGUUGGAAUUCUGACACUCUUAUUUCAUGAUCACGAUCAUGAUGAGAAUUCAAUUGGAGAGCAUCUGCACAGGAAACUCAUUGGCAUGUGAGGACGUGUCAGUUCUUUUCCCAAACUAUUCCUCUCUUAAUCAAAUACAUGGUGGAGCGUAAAAUCAAGAAACAUCAGCUGACGGGAAGAUGGUAUUUCUUGUAUGGGUGAAAUUGUGUUGCUUCACCAGAAAUUGAAUAUGGUGCAAUGUAUUUUUUUUUACCAAUAGGUGCUUUUGUGAUUAAUGUAUUGCAACAGAAAGUAUCUCGAUGACGCAAAUAUAUAUAUAUAUAUAUUGUAGUUAGUUUGAAAAUGCUGGUGAGCUUGUAAGGAGCAUGACACGUGUUAACUUAA